AAAUAUCUGUGUGAGUAUCUGAAUUAUAUCCUUGAUGUCUUUAUGUAACCCAUCAGUGACAAAAACCUGCAAAACAGAUGAAAACGUGAAGAAACAUCUUCCUGUGUAACCUGCUGAGCUGACUUGUUUCUGUCCUGUUAGAGCUGAACCUGUUCUCUUCUACAGCAGCUCUUAAACUCAAGUGAAAAUGUACACAUCGUUUUGAUUAUUUGUCCUCCUGUUCAGUUACUCAGUUAUUCAGAGAAUCAACCUGCACAUACAGUAUGCAAUACAUGAUAUGUAAUCAAAGAUGGUAUAAAAGGUACAUAUAUUAAAUCAAUAUGUUUCCUUUCAGCGCUGUGUGGCUGCUCCAGUGCAACACCGCCCCCUGCUGGUCAAUUAAAGGUUUUAUAUUAUUGGAAGGAAGAAGCUGUAAUUCUGUAAUACUGGAGCGUCAAUACACUCAUUCAAAGUCAUAAUCGUAUAAAUCAGCCCUGUCUGUUGGGAGAAUAAUAUGAGACUCUCAUAUCGUAUGUUUAGUUUUAUCUGUAUGGUGCUGAUACGGAGCAGUUUUCCUCCUUUUAGUCUUCUUCUGCAUCACUAAAGGGACUCCAAGACAAAAAAAAAGUAGUUGUAAGAAAACCCUGAGCCGACUGAUGUCCAAGUUGUCAUCCCUCUGUAAACAUAAUCCCCAGCUCACGUCCCGCUGCAGGCUGAAGCUGGUGGGCUCUUAGAGGAGACGACAGGUGUCACUGUAUCAUUGCGCUUUGUCUGCGCCCUCAUGCGUCAACAAGCGCCACGACAAAACCACUGUUUACCCCAAAACAGUCAGUCCAGUGUCAGUGCGGCUGCUGUUAUGUCGCCAGCCUGGACAGACGGGAUUAUCAGGCUGAUAUGAGCUCUGUGCCGCUUUGAAUAUUCAAACACUUCCACCUAAAAGCCCUUUGCACGUUUCACAGAGUCGUCUCGACUUCAGCUGGUUGUUAUUAAAGUGCAGGAACGAACAUUAGCAUCGAAAAUGAUGCGUUAUAGUUUCUGCAAAGUGUAAAUUUAUGUCAGUUAACCCCCUUUAUGAAAGUCCAUACCGCCAUGUCCUGCUCAGUAGGGGAGAGCAGGUUCAGAUGAAACAUCAUCUUCCUCACAAACGGUGUCACCGUGUGACGUCAGCCCUGUCAUGCUCAGGUGCAUGUCCAAAGACAAUCUCCCUCCUUACUCUGCAAACUUCCAGCUGAUAUUAAGCUCUGCAGUGUCACAUGUUGUCAGACACACAUGGCUGCUGAUGUGGACGCACGGUGACCCGGUGAGCGGCUCAUUUUUUGCAGCGUGCGGGCUAUAAAGAGAGGGAGUGGCGCACUGGUUAACACUGAGGAGAGAGACUCCACACGCAGACAGCAGCACGGCAGCGCCCGGGAUAACAUGAUUAGCGCUUUAUUAGGUCCGCUGCUGAGCACAACUAGAUGCAACACAGGGAUCAUUGUGUGGGGAGAGAGAGGAGACACAGAGGAAAGACUUGACGCUUCAUCCGCCACAUGGAUCUUCUUUGCUUCUUAUUGAUCUGCUUAAAGAAGUUACCCGCUGACAGUUUUUUAAUGCCCGUGUGUCUCUGGCACUGGAGAGGUUGUGUCACUGCUUGCUGCCUCAGAUGAACUGACAGCCUUGUAAAUAAAAAAGAGCUUUAACUUGAGGAGGUAGUGCACGAUGAAAGGGAAAAAUCCAGGAAUGCCUCAGAGGAGUGAUGCAGUUCCUUCAUUUCUCAGCCCUGCUGUGAGCUACUAGCUCCGUCCUUCCUGGUGGAUAAUAUUUGUUAACCUCAAGUGAACUCAAAUAGGAAGCGGGCCAAUCUGCUUCGAUGGAGUUUGACAACGAGACCAACCAGACUCUUUCAGGAGUGGCCUCUUACAGCGUCCGGAGCUCCCUGCCGCUCACAGUUCUGGUGGGGCUCAUGAUCCUGCUGACAGUAUUUGGUAACGUGCUGGUGGUCAUAGCUGUGUUUACAAGCCGGGCCCUGAGGGCUCCGCAGAACUUAUUCUUGGUGUCUCUGGCAUCAGCGGACAUUUUGGUGGCUACCCUCGUCAUGCCCUUCUCCUUGGCCAACGAGCUCAUGGGAUACUGGUACUUUGGCGAGGUGUGGUGCGAGAUAUAUCUGGCACUUGAUGUUCUUUUCUGCACCGCCUCCAUCGCUCACCUCUGUGCCAUCAGCUUAGACCGCUACUGGUCCAUCACGCAGGCCAUCGAGUACAACCUGAAGAGGACGCCGCGCCGCAUCAAGUGCAUCAUCUUCAUCGUGUGGGUCAUCGCGGCCCUCAUCUCCUUUCCGCCUCUAAUCACCAUGGAGAAAGAAAACAGUGAGGAGGAACCCGUUUGCAAGAUCAACAACGACAAGUGGUACGUCAUUUCCUCCUGCAUCGUCUCCUUCUUCCUCCCCUGCGUCAUUAUGGUCCUCGUCUAUGUGCGGAUCUACCAGAUUGCUAAAAAGAGGACGCGGGCACCACCGGGGGACAGGAAGCGCAAGGAGAUGCCAAAGACGGCCACCAUCGCUGCUGCCAACCAGAAGGAGAACGGCUUGGGUGCAGGUGAGGGCAAGGACCAGCUCAGCCACGAGAAGCUGAACGGCGAGCGGGACAUCGAGCUGAAGGAAGGAGUGGGAGGAGAAGAGGGAACGCACGAGGAGAAAGGUGAGGUCAACGGGAUGGACAUUGAGGAGUCGUCCUCCUCCGAUCACAAAAUGAACAAUCCCUGCUCGAUCAAAAAGAAAGCAGCCAAGGGGAAAACCAAACUGAGCCAAAUCAAACCCGGGGACAACGAGGUCCCAAAGCGGGUGCAGAGCACCAAGGGCAGCCGUUGGAAGGGCCGGCAGAACCGAGAAAAACGCUUCACAUUCGUCCUGGCCGUGGUCAUUGGAGUGUUUGUCAUCUGCUGGUUUCCCUUUUUCUUUACAUACAUGCUGAUGACGCUGUGCGAGUCCUGCCCCGUCCCCAACACCCUGUUCAAGUUCUUCUUCUGGUUUGGCUAUUGCAACAGCGCGCUGAACCCCAUCAUUUACACCAUCUUCAACAAUGACUUUAGGAGGUCGUUCAAAAAGAUACUGUGUAGGAGGGACAUGAGACGAUAUGUAUGAUGGACUGCAGCUCUGUGAACAUUUUUUUUUUCUUUUUUACUAUAAUGUACAUAAAUUGUAAAGUACAUUGACCAUUGUGCAUGGAUCACUGGCUUGUGAACGCUCUAGGUGUACAGUAACUGCUUGGAAAGGCUUUCCCAGGACGAGCUUUACGUGCCGCAUUAGCCCGUUGAUUUACUCUUUCUCACAACAUCCACCACCCACAGCUUCAACACAAACCACUACCACACCGAGAGAGGUCAGAACACCAAUGUGAAACCGUGUUUUUAUCGUAAAUGUUAUUUUUAUUUUUAUAAAUGAAACAAACACAGUGAAGUCCAUGAUAUGUGUUGUAUUUCACGACAAUAUGUUGUACAAAAAAUGGCCUGUCUGAAUAUUUGUCUCUAUUUUCAUUGUUAUGGAUACAGUCUUGUGACCAUUUUGUAUGAUAUGAAGAUGAUGAUGAUGAUGAUGAUGGUGAUGACGAAGUGUGGGAAAAAUGCAGGCUCUUUAAAGAAUAAAACCCAUUUCCUGAACUGGUCUCAAGGCUCCACAGCAAGUUUAAGCAUCAGUUUUUUACGCUGACAUUUGCACACACACAUGUAUGCGCUGGAAGACGAGGGCAGCUGUAGAGACGCAUUUCAGCCUGACUUUGGUUUUAAGAAUGUGAGGAGGUGUUAGGAGAGAGAUCCCAAAAUGUGAAGCUGUUUUUUACCAGUGAUCCAUGUGACGGUGUGAAAAUUGUGGGACCAGGAGCGCAAACCCAUAUGAGUUCCUCUUUAUGUUAUGAAUCGGAGACCAGACCCAGCCCUUCAGCUGUACUCAAACAGAAAAGCGCAAAUUCACCGGUCUGUUGAAUCUGACCUUUGCAAGAGAUUAACAAGGAUCUUAGCUCUUAAUGAGCCUGAAUGGAAUAUGUGCAAAUGUUCUUCAGUCCUUCGGAUUAAUCGUGAUUGGGAUUAUGGAGGUCCUUUGUCUGAGAUGAUAUCAGAUUCCUCAAAUUAAAUUACAUUUUUAAAUCUUUUUUUCCAGCAAGUGUGUGUUUGCUAUGGGCUACAGAGUCAGUUUAUGAACCAACUGUGGAUGAUGAAUACAGAUGUAAUGUGAAGCACUGGAAGUGGAGAAGUAACGGUUCAUUUGCCGUUUUGUGUUACCACAGUAUGCGUCAUUAAGUAAAGACAUGGAGCUUGUCAAACCAGA
Molecule: messenger RNA, 4276 nt
Organism: Thunnus maccoyii (southern bluefin tuna)
Lineage: Eukaryota; Metazoa; Chordata; Actinopteri; Scombriformes; Scombridae
Gene: adra2a
Product: adrenoceptor alpha 2A
Exons: 3
Coding region: 1829-3097 (422 amino acids)
Biological process (GO): adenylate cyclase-activating adrenergic receptor signaling pathway
Cellular component (GO): membrane
Molecular function (GO): adrenergic receptor activity
Source: RefSeq, a predicted model, not a curated record